ACUUUGUACUUCUGUAGUAUAUUUCAAAUUCAAAUAGUUACUUGUUAUUUGAUUUUGUUAAGAUAACACCAAACGAUAAGAUAUCGAGAUGUGUAUUUUGUUUGUUUAUAAUGGCGCCAAUGAAAUCGAAAGUGAUUUUAGUCUUAUCCUUAUAUCCAAUAGAGAUGAGUUUUAUGAACGACCUGCUCAAUGUAUGGCUCCCUGGAGUGAAGACCAGUGCGUGUAUGGAGGCAGAGAUUUAGAAACUGGUUGUGAGAAAGGAACAUGGCUGGCUGUUAGCUCCAAAUAUAAAAAAAUUGGUUUGCUUUUAAAUUUGCCAGGAGUAAAAAAAGAAAAUGCAAAAAGUAGAGGCACUGUAGUAGCUAAUUAUGUAAAAACUGAUUUAAAAAUAUCAGAGUAUAUUGAAUCAAUUAAAAAUUAUACCAGCAAUUGUAAUGAAUUUAAUUUUGUAUCUAUUGAAUUAGGAGAUUCAUUACCAGAGGUAAAAACAUAUACCAAUGCAACAGAUGAAAUUGUUCACUGGUCGGACACAUAUUUAGGAUUUGGCAAUAGUCUCCCUGAUAAACCUUUAAAGAAGGUGCAAAAUGGCAUAAAACUAUUAAAAAAAAUAUGCACUAAAUUAAAUAAGAUUAACAAUAAAACUGAGUUAUUGGCUGAAUUAAUUGGUUUAUUAAAAAAUCAAGAUAGAAAUUUACCCGAUCCUCAGUUAGAAGAAAGACAACCAAAUAUUUUUAAAGAACUAAGUUCAAUUUUUGUUAAUAUCCCAAAAGCCAAAUAUGGAACAAGAGCCCAUACUAUUGUUCUUGUGACUAAAUCAGGACAAGUUGAAUUAAUUGAACUAAGUUUGAAAUCUCCCAUUAAUAUAGAAAAUCCUCAAUGGGAGAGAAAUGAGUUUCAAUUUAAUAUUUAAUGCUUAUAAAUAUUGUUAAAAUAAUGGAAUUAUAAAAACUGUUGAUUAAUUUAUAAAUCAUGAAAUGAUUAAACAUUUAUAAUUAACAA
Messenger RNA from Nymphalis io (European peacock), 999 nucleotides. RefSeq names its product transport and Golgi organization protein 2 (gene Tango2). NCBI's taxonomy places the organism in Eukaryota, Metazoa, Arthropoda, Insecta, Lepidoptera, Nymphalidae. The transcript has 7 exons. The coding region runs from base 89 to 910 and encodes 273 amino acids. Gene Ontology annotation, biological process: Golgi organization; protein secretion. The record is from RefSeq and is a predicted model, not a curated record. Gene Ontology annotation, cellular component: Golgi apparatus.